UCCCUCAUGUCCCUCAAUCAACGGCAGCAGCCGCUGCCGACGGUGGCUAAACACGGCCUACUGAUGUCUUCGCGUGCGUCUUUCAGCGCCGCCCAGCCACAAGGCAUCAUGUCUUCCUUCCUCCUCAGUCGGUCCGGCCUUCUCUCGGUCCUCGCGCUCCUCCUCUUCCUUGUCGUCUUCGUCCCAUUGCCCGGUCGUCGACCCAUGUUCGCCCUCUUCUACGACGACGGACCCGUAUCCCGAUGGAAGGACUACACGGUCGCUCGCGCUGCGGGCUUCGCCGCCCGCAACGACACCCUCAUCGUUACCUCCGUGAGCGAACCCUUUCUCCCCUUGCUUAACAACUGGCUCAUCAGCAUCGCGCGGCAGAAGCGGCAGGACCAGGUGCUUAUCUUCGCCGAGGACUACGCCACCCUCUACGAGAUCAACCGCCGGUGGCCCGGCCACGCCGUCCUGGUCCAGCCCGCUCCCGAUUCCCAAACUGCCCACGAUUACGGAUCUCAGGGGUUCUACAACUUCACAUCGCGGAGGCCUCGCCACUUGCUGCAAGUCCUGGAGCUGGGAUACAGCGUCAUGUACAACGACGUCGACAUAGUGUGGGUGGCGGAUCCAUUCCGUUACCUCGAAGGCGAUCAUGACGUAUACUUCGCCGACGACGAUGUCGCCGUGAAGCCCCUAAAUCACUCUCAUGACUUGCCGCCGCCAGGGACCAACGGCCAGACCUACGUCUGCAGCUGCAUGAUUUUCCUCCGUCCGACGAGGGGCGCCAAAAUGGCGAUGAGCAGUUGGAUCGAGAAAAUCCAAAACGAGCCCUGGUCCGAGAACACACAAAUGAACGACCAGCCUGCUUUCAAUUUUGCUCUGAACAAAACUGCAGGAGAGGUGGACUUGUACUUGUUACCUCAAGCUGCAUUCCCAUCGGGAGGGUUAUACUUCCGGAACGGGGAUUGGGUGGAGAGAACUCGAGGCCUGCACGCCAUCGUCCACAACAACUACAUCGUAGGCCUUCAAAACAAGAUACAACGUUUCAAAGAAUACGGGCUCUGGCUGGCGGAUAUCCACACCGAUGAAUCUCCACUCGGCAGGAUAUAA
Messenger RNA from Zingiber officinale, 1092 nucleotides. RefSeq names its product UDP-D-xylose:L-fucose alpha-1,3-D-xylosyltransferase MGP4-like. The transcript has 4 exons. NCBI's taxonomy places the organism in Eukaryota, Viridiplantae, Streptophyta, Magnoliopsida, Zingiberales, Zingiberaceae. Gene Ontology annotation, molecular function: glycosyltransferase activity. The coding region runs from base 7 to 1092 and encodes 361 amino acids. Gene Ontology annotation, cellular component: Golgi apparatus. The record is from RefSeq and is a predicted model, not a curated record.